ACGCAACUGUUCGAGUCUGGUUAUUCAUACACUCCUUAUAUCGUGGUCAAUGUUACUUGGAAUAGUUAGCUACGACAAAAGAUUUGUUACAGACACCAUUUCGGAGGAUUUAACCACCGACAGAAGAUGGACGAGGCAGUCGGAAGAAGACGCUCCAAGUUGGGAAAGGUGAAAGCUUUUGAGGAAAUGUUAAUGAAAGAUAUACCAGGUGGAGCAAAGCAGGCUAAUGAGCCACUUCACGGAAUGUUGGAAGCCCAUCUAGACAGCGCGCUUGCCUCAAGUUCUCCUCAGUCUGAGGUUGUACGCAAUGCAGCACUUCUUCAUUACCUAUCCACUCUGGCAUCCUCGAACGAAAUGGGUGACACAUUCGACUAUCAAUUCGUCAAAUCUUUGUUGGACUCUGGAGCGGAUGUGAACACUCCUGACAAAAAUGGACAAACCAUUCUACAUGAAGUGGCGAGAUCUUGGGAUACAGAUAUUGUGGAGUUUCUCCUCGAGAAUGGUGCGAGAAUCGAUGUACAGGAUAAUUUUGGAAGGGCACCUCUCCAUGUUGCUGCAGCUGUUGACUACGCGGAAAUGGUCGAGUUCCUCAUUAGCAAAAAGGCAGAUAUCAACAUCGCCACUCUCAAUGAAGAACAGACCCCCAUCCAUUUUGCGGCGAAGAACGGUGCCUGUCAGUCACUGAGGAUGUUGUUAGCGUAUGGAGCGGAUAUUGUGUCCAAAGAUUCCAAGAGUAGGACUCCUUUACAGCUUGCGGCCGAAAUGAACCGUACGAAAGCAGCAAAACUUCUUUUGGAAGAAGGCGCUCCAGCUGGGGUGUAUGACAGUAUUGGGAAUUCUGCUUUAUCGCUGUUGAUUGAAAAAGCACCGCAAGUCGCCCUAGACGCAUUAGGACAACUACACUCGGUUGAUCAUAUCAGCAGGAGAGAGUAUUUCUUUCUGGAACACCUUGAAGGCGCACGUUUGAACGAAACACCGUCGCCUGCCCGCACUCCGUUGGAGGUAGCCGUCGAAAACAAUCGCCUUGAUAUCAUCAUGCAUCCAGUGAUACGUCGACUGAUUACCGUUAAAUGGCGGGUGUUCGGGAAAUUGGGUGGAAUCGGUGCACUGCUUUUGAAUCUUCUCUAUGCGACACUGUGGACGAUCAUGGCGGUUACAAUUCCCACAACAGAUGAAGAUGCAUACUUUCCAUUGCCCAAAAAAAUAUGGAGGUGGAUAAUUGCAGUCAUAAUUGCCAUAUUAACAAUAUAUGAAAUUGUGCAACAAAUCACGGGUACGCUGAAGGUGCAAAAGAACAGCGCAGAAUGGCGUCAAUGGCGUGUGGAAGACCUCAGUCGUGAUCUUCAGUACUGUCAUCCACGCUGGCCGCAGGAACAGACUUACUUGGAAGCCGAAAUCAAGUCUGUGCAAAACCCUCCCAUCUUGGCGAGCUCAGACUAUUGGUUUUACUACGACUGGGUGGCUCUUGCCCUCAUCCUUGCUACAAUUUCGUCCCAAGCUGCAUUCCUGAAGAUCAAAAGCGAUUCAUCCUAUCGCGUGUAUGCCCGUUUCGCAUGCGCUCUCCUCAUCAUCCUUUGGAUACGUAUUAUGAAAUCCGCGCGACCAUUUGAAGGGCCUGGUGCCUUUGUUGCGAUAUUUGGCCAUAUAGUAAUUGAUAUUCUAAAAUGGGCGUUGCUGUUUCUGCUCAUCUUCAUUCCCUACUCCGCUUCGUUUUGGAUAACGUUCGGAGGCGACGCGACUGGUGGUCAUGUUGAAGGCUAUAGCAAUCUUGACGAGAUGUUGUUUAACAUGUUCUCCAUGGUCGUGGUCAUGGAUUACGGCUUCGAAGCAUUGGAGGCUUCGGACGAACAUAUGGCAAGAUUCCUGUGUGGAACAUUUAUUAUCAUCAUGGCCAUCGUACUAGUUAAUGUCCUCAUUGCGAUGCUUUCCGAUACAUUCACGAGAGUUUACGGGAACGCAGUUGCGAACUCCAUCAUGCAACGCGCAAAGACGAUCAUCACGCUAGAGCGGUCGCUAAGCGACAAACGACGGCUCCGGUAUUAUGACUACAUUCGGAGUACGUGUAGUCCCGAGGUUCUUACGAUUCAACCAGAUAUGAACAGCAGCGAGAUGGACGACCGAAAAUCGGUGGAAGAGAUGCGAGAGGAAGUCAAGGAUAUGGUACAGCUGGUACAAAGUCGUUUUGGACGGCGGUAUGGCAAAGAUAAAAUGUCUGAUUUGGAUGCCGUAAAGCACGACGUGGCACAGCUGUGGAAGAACCACGAGAGAAACGCUGCGGCAGUGAAAGAAAUUAGAGUUGCCCUUGAGAAUAUGUUAGGAAUUGCUGGUCACAAGGGUACCCAGGGGCUCGUUUUGGGCAGCCAAUCAGGUCUUGGUGGAACUAGCGUUGCUUGACUGGUUAACAAUAGUUGUUGAGUUGUCACAUUUUAUCGUAAAAACACAUGUAGCAUGACUUGAGUUUCGUACAUAAAACUCAGUUGAACCGAAAAUAUUUUAUACAAAGCAUAAGUGGAAUAGACAAUCAAUAUUUUGUAUAUCAGUUGAAGAAAAUAUCACCGUUGACUGCAGUAACUAUGGGUGCGAUGACUAAUUUCUUUGUCCAGCCGUUCUGGUACACAGUGAAAAACGUUUUUUCGUUUGAAUCAAGUGGUUGCAAAAAUUGUGGCUAUUGUCGGUUCAUCCAAUUUUGGCAAAUAUUGUACUGUCUUUGGCUUUUAUAUAUUAAAGUAAAUAUUGUAUUGUAUUUGGCUUGUACUGUCAAUCCCCAAUCGUACCCGCCAUCGCGUGAAUAUACUGAUUACCAAAACUAAUCUUUAAAUCUGCAAUUGUGGCCAACCAGGAGAAAUGUCG
Molecule: messenger RNA, 2850 nt
Organism: Dendronephthya gigantea
Lineage: Eukaryota; Metazoa; Cnidaria; Anthozoa; Malacalcyonacea; Nephtheidae
Product: transient receptor potential cation channel subfamily V member 3-like
Exons: 8
Coding region: 127-2394 (755 amino acids)
Biological process (GO): calcium ion import across plasma membrane
Cellular component (GO): membrane
Molecular function (GO): protein binding; calcium channel activity
Source: RefSeq, a predicted model, not a curated record